Messenger RNA from Guillardia theta CCMP2712, 855 nucleotides. RefSeq lists its product as hypothetical. The transcript is spliced from 4 exons. Bases 1 to 855 code for a protein of 284 amino acids. NCBI's taxonomy places the organism in Eukaryota, Cryptophyceae, Pyrenomonadales, Geminigeraceae. The record is from RefSeq and is a predicted model, not a curated record.
AUGAUGUGGGAGCAAAGACAAGGAGGGGUUUGUAGAGGGCCUCUGGAGACGAUAUGCUCUCAGGCUGAUCCGCUCUCAAAUGGAGACAGGAUCAUUACUCACGCUGAGGAGGAGGAGGAGGAGGAGGAGGACGUCUGUGCUCUUUGCGGUCGAUCCAUCUCAUCGGUGGCGUAUGAGGCCGGAGACGAGAGGACGAAGAUCGCAACGGCGAUCGCAGAAGCAUACUCUGACAUGAUGGUGAAUCCUGCCAACAUGAACGAGGAGGAGCAAGAGGAGCUGUUGGCUCUCAAUGAGAUGCUGGAGUGGGAGGACGACAUCGAGGAGGCGAUGAAGGCGGAGGAGAAGGAGAAGCUGAUUUGCUUUCAGUGCAAGCAGCUGAAACAGUGCAACCAGUCAAGGCUGGGUGGGGAAGCUGUGCAGACCGGCAGGAACACCGGGGGAUCUCCGGAGGGGACGUACACCGGAGAAUUCUUUCGUGCCAAGGACAAGUCUAUGUGCAGGUGGUCUCGCUCGAUUGCUGCUGGUCGAUGCCUGCGGGCUAACGAUCCUGUCAGGACAAAUGGAUGUAAGAGGAGAGCCACAUGCGGGAAUCCCCGCACGAACAAGGAGGGCUGCAACCGCAGAGCCACCUACGGCGAACCCGGGCGACGAGCCCUGUACUGCUCGCAUCACAAGUCAGCCUCCUCCCUGCUCAACUUCCACUCACUGCUGUGCGGCAGGAAGGAGAUGCAAGCUAGCGGAUGUCAACGACGAGCUCUCUACGGCAUGAGUGAAGGUCAAGCAAGGUUCUGCGGGACCCAUAAGAACGCGAGCCACAUCAACUGCGACGUCCGGCGCUGCGACUUCCAAGGGUAG